AUGGCGCCCACGCGAGAGGAUUCAGACCUUGCCUCAGAGGAAGGCGAUCUGGAUGGCUCUCCUGAAUGUAGGGAGCAUUCUGAGAGCCCUCUUUCCACAAAUGCUGACCCCACUGAUAAGCGGGCAAGCCCGGAAACUCGUCUGGAGCACAUAUUUGGCAGUAAAGCGGACAUAAAGAACAUGCUGUCGGAGCUGAACGCAUAUUUCUCAGCCGACAUCAUGCUGGUCCGAGAAGACCUGGGGGUCAUGACAUCUUGA
Molecule: messenger RNA, 258 nt
Organism: Pelobates cultripes (western spadefoot toad)
Lineage: Eukaryota; Metazoa; Chordata; Amphibia; Anura; Pelobatidae
Source: the annotation of a GenBank genome assembly